UCCCAUCAUCCUGAACAAUUGAAGUUAAACUUUUCCUCUUUGGUCCUCCUCUCCUCCUCCUGUCUCUCCCUCCUGUCAUCUCUGGUGAAACAUCCGUAUAGGAGCUCCAUGAGGCGACGCAACGGGUGAUUAUAUACUUUCUCUGGGAGAUUUUGCUCUUUGGACAUCAUCAUGUGGACGCCGACGGAGGACGAGAAAAUAGGAGUGGUGAUCUGCACCUUCCGUGGCUCAGUGAUUCAGGGUUUGGCUCUGGAGGUGGGAGAGACGGUUCAGAUUCUGGAAAAAUGCGAAGGAUGGUACAGAGGAUUCUCAACGAGGAAGCCAAAUGUCAAGGGAGUUUUCCCAGCCAGCUACAUUCACUUGAAGAAAGCCAUCGUCACCAACAGAGGGCCACAUGAGACUGUGGUGCCUCUCGAAGACCCCAUUGUUACUGAGGUGACGUCAACACUGCAGGAGUGGGCCUUACUAUGGAAGCAGCUCUAUGUGAAACACAAAGUGGAUCUGUUCUACAAGGUCCGCCACGUGAUGAUGGAGCUAAUCGACCUGAGACGGCAGCUCCUGUCUGGUCACCUGACGCAGGACCAGAGCCGAGACGUCAAGAGACACAUCACCGUCAGACUGGACUGGGGCAACGAACACCUGGGUCUGGACUUGGUGCCCAGAAAGGAGUUUGAGAUGGUGGAUGAAGACCAGAUAAGCGUGUCAGAUCUUUAUAAGAUGCAUCUGUCCAGCAGACACAGUGUUCAGCAGAGCACCACACAGGGUGACGGUACUCGUCAGCGACACGGGGAGCCGUGCAGAGUGCCAGUACCUCACCACCUACUGGUCAACCUGAAGAGCUUCACCUACAACAGCAUCGGAGAAGACACCGACAUAUUCUUCUCUCUGUAUGACCUGAGAGAGGGGAAAACUAUCAGUAGAAACAUUUUUACCAUUAACAUAUUUAAAGCUGCAAUAACUGAUUUUUUGUUUUACAACUUGGGGGGCUCCCAGCCUUGUCCAGCCCCAAAUCAGGCCCCGGGUCCCGGUGUCGGGCCUACCGCUUCCUUAGCACUAGCCCCUGUUCCGGGCCAAGCCCAGCCCCCUGCCCCAGGACAGGCUCCUGGCAGCGGGCAAGCCAACUGCUCUCAGGCCUGGAGCUCCAACGCUCUGCGGCCGUCUCCACUGUCACUUUCAUCCUCUCCUCUCCCUCGUCUUCCUCAGGCCGCUCUGUUGAACUCGUUCCCAGCCAUAUUUGAUGAGCUGCUGCAGAUGUUUACGGUGCAGGAAGUGGCAGAGUUUGUGCGCGGCACUCUGGGCAGCAUGCCGUCCACGGUGCACAUCGGACAGUCCAUGGAUGUGGUCAAACUGCAGUCCAUAGCCCGGACGGUGGACAGCAGGCUCUUCUCUUUCCCAGAGUCUCGAAGGAUCCUGCUUCCUGUGGUCCUGCAUCACAUCCAUCUCCAUCUGAGGCAGCAGAAAGAGCUGCUCAUCUGCUCUGGAAUACUCAGCUCCAUAUUCUCUAUCAUCAAGAGCAGCUCAAUGGACACGUCGGUGCAGGAGGAGGUGGAGAUGAUGGUAGAGUCCCUAUUGGACGUCCUCCUGCAGACACUGCUGUCAAUCAUGAGCAAGAGCCAAUCGCAGGAGGCGGUAAGGGGUCAACGCUGUCCGCAGUGCACCGCGGAGAUCACUGGAGAGUAUGUGUCCUGCCUCCUGUCCCUCCUCCGCCAGAUGACAGAUAUCCACUUCCAACGCCUGAUGGAAAACUUUCAGAGCAAGGAGGAGCUCAAGGAGUUCUUGUUGAAGAUUUUGUGCGUGUUUAGAAACCUGAUGAAGCUCAGUAUUUUCCCUCGCGACUGGAACGUCAUGAGGCUUCUCACCAGCAACAUCAUCCUGACCACAGCUCAGUACCUGUCUCCUGCUCUGCACAAGAACUUCACCGAAGCUGAAUUUGACUUCAAGGUGUGGAACUCCUACUUCAGUCUGGCGGUGCUGUACAUCAACCAGCCCAGUUUACAGUUGGAAAACUUGAGUCCUGCUAAAAGGAAGAAGGUCUUAGACAAGUACGGUGACAUGAGGGUGAUGAUGACCUACGAACUGUUCAGCAUGUGGCAGAACCUCGGUGAGAAUAAGAUCCACUUCAUCCCCGGUAUGAUCGGCCCGUUCCUGGGAGUGACGCUGGUUCCUCAGGUGGAGGUACGAAACAUCAUGAUCCCCAUCUUUCACGACAUGAUGGACUGGGAGCAACGCAAGAACGGGAACUUCAAGCAGGUGGAGGCUGAGCUGAUUGACAAGCUGGACAGUUUGGUUUCUGAGGGGAAAGGUGAUGAGAACUACAGAGAACUCUUCGGUUUGCUAACCCAGCUGUUUGGGCCCUACCCCAGUCUGUUGGAGAAGAUCGAGCAGGAGACGUGGAGAGAGACGGGGAUCUCCUUCGUUACCUCCGUCACACGGCUGAUGGAGCGACUGCUGGAUUACCGGGACUGCAUGAAGGGAGAUGAGACGGAGAACAAGAAGAUUGGCUGCACUGUUAACCUCCUGAAUUUCUACAAGUCCGAGAUCAACAAGGAGGAGAUGUACAUCCGCUACAUCCACAAACUGUGUGAUAUGCAUCUACAGGCUGAGAACUACACUGAGGCUGCGUUCACUCUGCUGUUGUACUGGGAGCUGCUGCAUUGGGACGAGCGGCCCCUGAAAGAGUUCCUGCAUUAUCCUGCUCAGACAGAGUGGCAUCGGAAGGAGGGGCUCUGCCGCAAAGUCAUCCACUACUUCAACAAGGGCAAGUGUUGGGAGUUUGGUAUCCCUCUGUGCCGAGAACUGGCCUUCCAGUAUGAAUCACUGUAUGACUACCAGAGUCUCAGCUGGAUACGGAAAAUGGAGGCAGCGUAUUACGACAACAUUAUGGAGCAGCAGCGUCUAGAGCCGGAGUUCUUCAGGGUCGGGUUCUACGGCAGGAAGUUCCCCUUCUUCCUCAGAAACAAAGAGUUUGUCUGUCGCGGCCAUGACUACGAAAGGCUAGAGGCCUUCCAGCAAAGGAUGCUGGGAGAAUUCCCACAGGCCAUUGCAAUGCAGCACCCCAAUCAGCCCGAUGAGGCCAUCCUGCAGUGUGAUGCACAGUACCUCCAGAUCUACGCAGUGACUCCUGUGCCGGACAGCGUCAGCGUCCUCCAGAUGGACCGAGUCCCCGAUCGCAUCAAGAGCUUCUACAGGGUCAACAACGUUCGCCGUUUUCGAUAUGACCGACCCUUCCACAAAGGAACCAAAGACAGAGAUAAUGAGUUCAAGAGUCUUUGGAUCGAGAGGACGACACUGAUCCUCACUCACCCUCUGCCUGGUAUUUCACGCUGGUUUGAAGUGGAUAAGAGAGAGCUGGUGGAGGUGAGUCCGUUGGAGAACGCCAUCUCUGUGGUGGAGAAUAAGAACCAGGAGCUGCGGACUCUGAUCAGCCAGUACCAACACAAGCAGCUGCACGGCAACAUCAACCUGCUCAGCAUGACGCUGAACGGAGUCAUCGAUGCUGCCGUUAACGGAGGCAUCGCCAGAUACCAAGAGGCUUUCUUUGAUAAGGAGUACAUCACCAGCCACCCCGAAGACACAGAGAAGAUCACACAGCUCAAAGACCUGAUGCAGGAGCAGGUCCACGUCCUAGGAGUCGGCCUGGCCGUGCACGAGAAGCUGGUGCACCCAGAAAUGCGUCCCCUGCACAAGAAGCUGAUAGAUCAGUUCCAGAUGAUGAGGAGCAGCCUCUGCCAUGGUUUCUAUGUGACGUUGCAGGGUCUGCCUGGUUUAGAGAAGGCUGGUUCAGGAGCCAACACCCCCAGAGGGAUCCUGGCUUCUCACAGCCCCAUGAGCCCCGAGAGCUUCAAGCUCAUGCACCGGCACAGUCCCAUAGCUGUUUUGACUCCAGUGCGCAACUCCUCCUCCUCUCUCUCCUCUCACAACUCCAGUGAGACAGGGAACGUUGGCAGCCUGCUGAUCCUGGCUGAUGGUAUGGUGGUGGAGCACCCCGAGGACUUCUACCGCAUGCAGGCUAGCCCCUCCUCCUCCAGCCUUAGCUCCACCCACUCGGCGCCCUCUCAGAUGAUAAACUCCGCCCCCUCCACCAUCAGAGUCGGCUCUCCUUCUCUGCCAGACAAAUACAGACACAACAGAGAAAUGCUGAUGCUGCUCCCGCCACACAGAGAGAGACCGAGCAGCGCCAUGUACACCAACAUCACAGAGAACGGACAGCCAACAAACUUCCAGCGAGCGCUGUUCCAUCAGGUGAUUGGUCCGUGUAAACCCUGCAGUGACCCCAACCUCUCUGUAGCUGAGAAAGUCCUCACUACUCCCAGUAGCUGGAGUUUGGACAGUGGUACCAGAGAAGUCCUCCCCUUCCUCUCUGCCCAUGUCGGCAGUGUCAUGGCGCCUCCUGUUCCCCCACGCAACCUGCCUCAUGGGCAACACCUGUUGAUGCACUUUGACGCUUUCCACCACCAGGUCAGCGACCUCCCUCCAGCUCUCCCUGCGCGCUCCUUAAGAAAGUCUCCCCUGCACCCUAUACCUGCCUCGCCCACCAGUCCACAGUCCAUCCUGGAUGGCAGUAACUCCACCUUGUCCGGCAGCGCCAGCUCCGGAGUCUCCUCCCUCAGUGAGAGCAACUUCGGUGGCCCCGCCUCCUCCUCCGACCCCGCGGCCAGCCGCACAGACACCCUGGAGUCCGUCCCCAGCAGCCAGGCCUGGACCACCGACCAGGAGGACCUGGACUCGCCUUACCAGCCCGUCAGGUACAGCGUCUCCGAGCCCGAAGUCCUGGACGAAGUCAAACCCCCCCCCUGCCGCAGCCAAUCCGCCCCAGGAGGCGUCGCCCCGGCCCAGGCAGGGGGCCAAUUCCAGCCCCAGGCUCCGGGUUCAGCCUCCACUGGAGCUCCACAACAACCACAGCAGCAGGAUGGGCUGCCGCACCCCCAACACCACCACUACUACCACCACCACUUCCACCCGCACUACAUCCCCCACCACCCACCUCUGUACCACCUCCACGAGCCUCCAGCCCUGCCCCCCAAACCCUACCUCAGAGAGGGGUGCAUCCCUGAAGAAGACCCCCUGAACACCCAGUCUGCACCAGCUCCUCCUGCUCCCCGGCCCAUGCCUCGCAAGAUCUCCCAGCCCAUCAUCGCAGCAACCAAGGAUGAGCAAGCUAAAGUGGCGUGGGAGCACGGCAUCAGUGAGGAGUAAGACGUCGUCGUAAGACGUUUGUAGAAACUUGUGGAAUUAAAAUAAACAGAAUAUAAACUAUUUUCCGAAGAGAGAAAGAAAGAAGUGAGAGCAAGAGCCAAACUAAAGCCGAGAGAUGAUGAGAGAAACAGAUUCCCCCCCGUCGUUGUGCUCCAAACAACCAAACUAAUCUCACAGCUCAUCCUCAGCAGCUCCGCGUUCAACUCCUGAAAAUGUUUUCCUUUAACCAAAUGAUCUUUUUCAUUGUAUGAGCACAUCAAGCUUGAUUUGUUUGGUUAAAUCAAGAAAUACUAUUUAAUCACUAAAUCCAUCAUGACAAUGUCCAGAUUUCUAAAUUCUGUACUGAUAUUGCACAGACAUGCAUAUAUCAAAUGUUAGGUCUUGAUUUUAUUUUCAUUGAUAACAUUAAUCAAACAUUAUCAUUUAAUAGAUUAAAGAUUUCAGAUAAGAAAAUAAGAAUUAUACCGUGUUUUUACCUCGCUCUGAAGCAGCACUUUAAUAACAAAGCAACAGAGCACCAAAACAUAUAAGAAUUAUAAUCUCCACAUAUUUUUUAUAAAUGCAGAACUGUCAAAAGACAAAGGAAAGGGAUGAUCUCACAGAAAACAAUACAAAAACAAAGAAAUUCUAAUAAUGAAGACACAAGACUUGAGUAAGUUCUUCCACCUGAGUCCUGAAAACCAAUCAAACGACACGCUGAGGCUGUAAAUCCUCCAACAAGCGACAGGCGAAUAGUAUUUAUAUUUUCCAACAGAAACAUCAAAGUAUGUAGAUAAAUGUAAUACAGUAUAUAGAAGUCUAUAGAUAUCAUUUAUAUUUAAUCCUUAUACUUUUGAUUGAAGGUGAGCUGUAGAAAUAUGCAAGAUGAAUGGCUUCCUGAGCCAUCAGUAGCUGCUUGAUGAUACAUGACGUGCACUUGAUUAAAAGGACAGGACGCCUCACACACAAACACUCGCAGGUUGUGAUGUUGGAGCUCCUGAAAAUGUUGCAUCCCACAAAUUCAGGGGUGAAAAAUCAUUUUAUUUAAGCUUGUGAUGUUAAAAAAAAAAAGGCCUUGUUAACCUGCGAGGGAUUUUAUUUUAGCUGAGGAGGCGUUCAAGGGAAGAUGCAUCAGACGGAUGACGUUUAUAGAGAAUAUUAACUAUAAUAAAUAUACACUUUUGCCAUUUUUUUAUGAAAGUAAUGAACUGUAAUGUACAUUUUUUAAUCAGGAAACUGUUUUGUAUGCAUGUUCAUUCAUUGAAGGUGACCGCUCAAACAGAGAGGAUCCACAAAGGUAAAUUACUGGAAGCACUGAUGUCUUUAUAGUUUAGAAUCACCAAUGACGUUAAAUCUACAAGAUUUAAUCUCAGUGAUACGGGAGUAAACGUACUGUGAAGGAUAAUAUGUUUCUAUUUUGUUUGUUUUUUAUUAUUUUAAAGAUGUAAAACUUUUCACUUUAAGCCAGCAGCUCAGAUUAUGUACAUACUGUCUAAUCACUCCUCUCCCUUUUUGUCUGAAAUGAACAAAACUGAACUGUGAACAGCUGUUAGCUCACCUGGUUUAGCUCCUUAACUACCGCACCGUGUUUCUGUCUCAGCCAUUUAACAUGCUCAGUGUGUUCUGCCUGAUGCUGGAUCAUAUUCUCACUCUAACCAGAGAAGUACACGGUGAACUGUAAGAAGAUUUAUGUGCACAGACCUGAAUCGCAAAGUGUCAGAGGGCUUCUUAAACACAGCACAGGCAAGUCAAAGUCCUGAAUUCAUAACUGAAAAGAUGUGAAAAGAAAAGGCUGCUGAUAUUCUCCACUGUGUUUUAUUUAUGGUGCCUUCAAAUGGGGUCGUGUUUACCGUGUUCACGAGAAGAGUCCAUAUGAACGCCCCCCUCUUGUGGU
Sebastes umbrosus (honeycomb rockfish) is the source of this 7069-nucleotide messenger RNA. RefSeq names its product dedicator of cytokinesis protein 3-like. The coding region runs from base 172 to 5196 and encodes 1674 amino acids. Gene Ontology annotation, molecular function: guanyl-nucleotide exchange factor activity; small GTPase binding. Gene Ontology annotation, cellular component: plasma membrane; cytoplasm. The transcript has 41 exons. Gene Ontology annotation, biological process: small GTPase-mediated signal transduction. Lineage: Eukaryota; Metazoa; Chordata; Actinopteri; Perciformes; Sebastidae. The record is from RefSeq and is a predicted model, not a curated record.